CUGAUAGUGCACUACCUUGCCCGGCCCCGGCCCUAAUGCCCUAGCCGGCCGUAUCCUUGAGAAAGACCAGACAAGAAGGUCUUUAUGUGUAGCUAGAUAUAUAUAGAUCUAGGUAGCUGCUAUCUAUCUAAAAUGAUAGUUACUAAAAGAAAGGUGUUUGUUGCAAUUCUCUUUACACUUGGAUGCAUUGCCUGCGGCAUAGGCCUAUUUUUGAAACACAGACCUGCUUCGCUUUUGUGGACAGAUCAUUUCCCCCGUGGUGAUUCUCGUAUGAUGCGUUGUAAUUCUGACAUCUACAAUUUGAAAGUCAAUGAAUUCAACUGUUCGCUGCUCUUCAAGGGUGAUGCAGAGGAAAUUGCAAAAGAUAAAUCGAUCGAUAACAAAUCCAAAUGGCCAGUUCCGUCGGAUAAUGAGUUUUACAAACUUGCUGAUAGUUGUGACUGGAUAAAGAAAGAGUUGGACCGAGAUUAUUAUGUGUCUGAGCAAGAACGACAAUUUCCACUAGCAUUUGCUCUAAGUGUUUAUCAGACACCUUAUCAGAUCUUUCGGUUUCUCAAAGUUAUCUAUAGACCUCACAAUUUGUACUGCAUUCACUAUGACAAAAAGUCCAGUGAACCAUUUAAGAAGCUGAUGGUCACCAUUGCCGACUGUCUGCCCAAUGUGAUUGUACCCAGCAAAAUUGCCGAUGUCAUAUGGGCCUGGCAUACGAUAGUCGAUGCUCAGAUGAAUUGUAUGGAAGAUCUCUACAAGCUGCGACACACAUUUCCUUGGAAGUAUGCAAUCACUCUGUGUGGGAAAGAAGUUCCUCUGAGAACUAAUAGAGAAAUGGUUCACACUUUAAGCAAACUGAAUGGUACCUCAGCAGUAACUGUCGAAAAAAAUUUAAAUCACGAAGUCAAAUAUUGGACACUUAAACAUUCGCUUUCCCAACGCUCACUGGUGGAGUUGAAGGAAAAAUUGGACCCUGUACCGUUUAAUCUCACAAUGGCCAAAAGCAUUGCAUACUACGGGCUAUCGGAGACGUUUGUUAAUUAUUUAUUGUACAACGAAGAGGCUCUUAAGUUUCGGAGAUUUAUGGAGGAUACAAAAAUGCCUGAUGAGCACUUUGUUGCUUCCCUAUUCAAUCGAACCGGUGUACCUGGUGGAAGAGAUGAAAGAUACGUCCAUCUUAUACCCAUAACUUCGUCCUAUUUGUGGAUGUUCUCCACGGCACAGAAGAAGCUAUGCACUGGUUGGAAUGUACACAGUAUCUGUGCUAUAGCAAAUGGCGACCUACAGCAACUGGACUAUAUGUACGACCCUAAGAAAGAUCACCAGACGUUCUUCCACAACAAGUUCUUCAUUGAGAGUGAUCGGGCGGUGAUGGACUGUGCUGAGGAAGAGCUCCUCAGGAGAAACAGAGAAGAGUGUUUGAGAGACAAUAAUUAUCAUUAAUUUUCAUUAAUUAUCACAGUAAGUCAUGUGAUAUUAAAAAUUGUUGGGCAAGUGCAAAGUUCAUCUCGAUCAUGUACACGAAUAUUAUUACAGAAUGGA
Messenger RNA from Halichondria panicea, 1533 nucleotides. RefSeq names its product beta-1,3-galactosyl-O-glycosyl-glycoprotein beta-1,6-N-acetylglucosaminyltransferase 4-like. Gene Ontology annotation, molecular function: acetylglucosaminyltransferase activity. The transcript has 3 exons. The record is from RefSeq and is a predicted model, not a curated record. Bases 133 to 1434 code for a protein of 433 amino acids. Lineage: Eukaryota; Metazoa; Porifera; Demospongiae; Suberitida; Halichondriidae. Gene Ontology annotation, cellular component: membrane.